Molecule: messenger RNA, 8632 nt
Organism: Megalobrama amblycephala (Wuchang bream)
Lineage: Eukaryota; Metazoa; Chordata; Actinopteri; Cypriniformes; Xenocyprididae
Product: odorant receptor 131-2-like
Exons: 2
Coding region: 4863-5843 (326 amino acids)
Biological process (GO): G protein-coupled receptor signaling pathway
Cellular component (GO): membrane
Molecular function (GO): G protein-coupled receptor activity
Source: RefSeq, a predicted model, not a curated record
CUGCACAUCUAUUGGUUCAAAGAAGAAAACUUUUGGAACCAAUGACGGCGUAGCUGCGCGAGCCUAUGGCGAAAAAGCGCGCGAAUGAGCCCACCAAAAUUAUGGCUAUAUAAGCGGGCGUUUCGCCGUAGGAUUUCAGGUCAUUCGACUGAAGCGAUGACACUGAGCCGCAGCCUCGUGGCAUGGCAUCAAACGCAGUACUUGUUCCCGUAUCUCAGGGAACCGAGGUUACGUUCGUAACCGAGUACGUUCCCUUUCGAUACUUUCACUCAUACAUCAUACUGUAUGGGGAACGAAUACAAUCGCGCUGUGCCACGGCAGGGAACAACUUAAGCAUAUCUUGAGCAACCUUGGGGCCAUCGAACCCUUUAUGUUACACUGCAGAGCGGUUUUAAGCGUCAAGGGCCGGAGGUCAGCUGACCGCAGCGGUUCGAAGGGAGGACCUUGAGGGCUGCGAGGACCGUAGAGAGGUCCCAAGUGGGAACAGUGAGUGGGCGAGGGGGAUUUAACCGCCUAGCACCUCUCAAGAAACGCACAAUGAGGCUGUUUCUUCCCAUUGGCCAGGGGGCUUUCGUGGAAAGCCUGAAUAGCUCUAAGGACCAAACUUGGCUCCUCCAGAGUGGGGCCACCAGGAGGACUCUGUGCUUGUCUUCCCUGACUCGCCUGAUGAAAGUAUAGAGGAGGAGGCUGGGCCAGUCGUGGGCCAGCGCAUCCAUCUCCUUUGAGAAAUAAGUUGGGCAGUGAGAGUCGUCUUCUGAGGCGAAGAGGUCGAACUCUGCCUUCCCAAAGAUCGCCCAGAUUCUGUGAACCGUCUGGGGAUGGAGCGUCCACUCGUCCGAGGGGACAUUGCUCCGAGAUAGCAUAUCUGCUCCCAGGUUCGACUUUCCAGGUAUGUGCGUCGCUCUGAGCGAUCGCAGCCUGGGUGCUGCCCAUUCGAGGAGGUGCUUCGCCAGGGCGCAUAAGUGGCUGGACGACAGGCCUCCUUGAUGAUUUAUGUAAGACACCACUGUCAUGCUGUCUGACUGGACUAAGACGUGGCGUUCUUCCAGGAACAUCUGGAACGAGAGGAGGGCUUGUUCCACUGCCAGCAUCUCGAGGCAGUUGAUAUGGAGAUGGCUUUGCUCGUGAGACCACGAGCCGAAGGCCGGUCUGCCCUCGCAUACAGCUCCCCAACCCAGGUUGGAGGUGUCUGUUGAGAGCACCAUUCUUCUGGUCACCGCCUGCAGGGAACUCCACAACUGAACAGCUGGGGUUCAUCCAAGGUAUCAGGGCUGAGAUACAGGCCUGAUUGACCCUGACUAGACUUGUCCAGAGAGCGGAGGAAUUUGGCCUGGAACACCUGGAGGAUAGCCAUGGUGUGGAGCGCCGAUGCAGCUUGCCCAGCUGAAGAGUACGCUCGGCCGGCGAUGGCGGAGAUAGUCCUACAGGGCUUGGAAGGAAGGGCCCUCUUGUUUUUCUAGCCCACAGCCGCGGGAGGACAGAGGUGAGCGGCCACGGCUUCGUCCAGUGGCGGCAUGUGCUCAUAGCCCUUUUCAAGUGAGCCGUCAACUGAGGUGAGAGCCGCAGGCGAGGAAGUGCGUAAGCGGGCCGAGUUUGGGGCGCGCCACGACUUCGUGAGCUUGUCGUAGACCUCAGGAAAGAAGGAGGCAGAGCGCUGGCGAGGGGCCUGGCGGCAUCCCGGCAGAUACCAUUCGUCCAGCCUGCUGCAUGUCGGCAAUUCGGGCGGGGCCCAUUCCAGGUCGAGCUCCUCGACAGCUUUGGAGAGGAUAUGGAAUAAUUCGGCGUCCAUCCUUGGCCUCGCGUCGAUGGGCUCCAGUGACAGCAGGUGGGCGGAGUCCUCGGAGUCACCGGCCCAUUCCUCCGUCUCAGAUGCUGUGAGAGACAUAGAGUCAUCAAGUGGCUCGUCCUCUGAACCGCCAAAAGAGACGAGGUUGCUCGCUUCUGCCGAGGGACGCAGCUCUGGGAGUGAGAAGAGGAUGGGGGAUGGCUCUCUCAUUGGAGAGGGAGAGGCACGCGGGCGCUAGGCCAACAUGAGCUCUCCCAAGUCCUGGGGCUGAACCCCUCUACCCGCUGUCUUUUUCCUAGACGGCUCGCGGGAGGAAGAAGACGGGAGGGCGCGAGGGGCGGGACCGCUUUCAGAGAAGAAAGCGAUCCGCGAGUGCAUGGGGCUUACCCAGACAGCCGACGCACUCACCGUGGCCGUCAUCAUUCUGCAGAGGGGGUCUGCAGGUGCCACAACUUGUGUGGGCUCUUUUAGACCGGUAUAGACCGUGGGAAAGCUCUUUUAGCAGCGCCGUGUAAAACCGCGGAAAUAAGCUGCUUUUAGAAGCGCCAGAUGGCGGCAGGAGAUUCGCUGAGAAGCGGCCGGGAAGCUUGAAGCUGGUUGCUCGAGAGCGGUGCUCGAGGGCGGCAGUCUGCGAGGUUGCCAGCGCUGUAGCAGGCGGCGGUCUCAGCUGAUCCUCUGUGCUGCCUUUUCGAUGGCGGAGCGAGCUCUUCCAGCGGCGAAGGCAUUCAGCGGGAUGCAGCAAAGAGAAGCGCAGUCUUCGCUGAAGGAGAGAGAACUGAAAUCCUACGGCGAAACGCCCGCUUAUAUAGCCAUAAGCCCCGCCUGUUUUGGCGGGAUCGUUCGCGCGCUUUUUCGCCAUAGGCUCGCGCAGCUAUGCUGCGCCGUCAUUGGUUCAAAAAGUUUUCUUCUUUGAACCAACAGACGUGCAGUUACACUGCGCUAUUGAAAAAAGGCUUCAGCGAGGAGGAAAAAGGAGCUUUUCCCCAUACGCAGUAUGAGUGAAAGUAUCGAAAGGGAACAGUUUUUUACACUUUUUUAUCAUCUGCAUUUUUCUUUCUUUUUUUUUUUUCUCUCAGAUGCCGCGAGAGACAUAGAGUCAUCAAGCGGCUCGUCCUCUGAACCACCAAAAGAGACGAGGUCACGCGCUUCUGCCGAGGGACGCAGCUCUGGGCGUGAGAAGAGGAAGGGGGACGGCUCUCUCAUUGGAGAGGGAGAGGCACGCGGGCGCUGGGCCGACGUGAACUCUCCCAAGUCCGGGCGCUGAACCCCUCUACCCCACUGUCUCUAAGCCCCGUCUGUUUUGGCGGGCUUGUUCGUGCGCUUUUUCACCAUAGGCUUGCGCAGCUAUGCCGCGGCGUCAUUGGUUCAAAAAGUUUUCUUCUUUGAAGCAAUAGACGUGCAGUUACACUGCACUAUUGAAAAAAGGCUUCAGCAAGGAGGAAAAAGGAGCUUUUCCCCAUACGCAGUAUGAGUGAGUAUCGAAAGGGAACAGUUUUUUACACUUUUUUUAUCAUCGGCAUUUUUCUUUUUUUUCUUUCUUUUUUUUUUUUUUUUUUAAAUGUAUCAGAAACCUGGCAGAAAGAAAGUGUUUAUCUUCUCCAUAGAAACUCAGUAAGGUCAGUGUGAAGUGGAAGUUGCAACUGACUUUAUGUAUUUAUCAUAUUUCCAAGUAAAACUGAAUUUUUGCGCACAACUUCAUUUCUAGCUCACAGGAGACUGCCGUUUUGAGGGGAGUGGUUAAAGUUGGAAUGAAACAGAAGUUGUGAUAAGUCUUUUCUUCCCUAUUGUGAUGUACACUGUCACUAUGUAUAAAAUCAAAUACUCCCCUACAAUAUAGUAUGAGAAAAACAGAACGUCAACAGAAUAGUAUGUCCUAAUUCAAAGUAUUCGCAAAACCAGUAGGUGAAAAGUACCCGGAUGACUUACUACUUCGGCCGUGAUACUGAAGUGCAGAUUUGAUGGACACUAUACUAUCCCAUGAGGUCAUGGGAGAGGAUUUAUGAAUGUUAGUAAAUCAAUGCAACUGAUGCUGGUAGAUCACAUGACAGUAACAACAUGGCAGAUGUACGUCUGAAUUUAAUUCAUACUAUAUAGAACAUACUUUUUUAUCAGUCAUGAAGUAAAUUCAAAUUCCACUUAGACAGUAUGUGAUUUUGGGCGCACCGUGUAUAUCCGAGUGAAGCGGCUUCUCAAACAAGAAACAAAUGUAGGGUGGGGCUUGAUUUUGUUGUUGUGAUCUCAUGUUAGUGACAAAAAACAUAUCAUCAGAGAGGAUAUCACAUGUCAUUGUAAGGGGGAAGGGAAGUUAUUUUGAUUGAAGAUUAUGAAGCCAUAUGAAUUGAGAAAAAAUGAUGUGCAUGGAAAAAACAUUUAUAAUAAAUACAUAUUUUAAAAAAACAACAACAACAAAAAAACAAGAAUUGUCAAUAUUGAUUUCAUGGUGACUUUAAGGUUGUUUUGCCCAAAGCCGUCAAGCUGACAUCAUCAGAGAAGGAGCACAAUUUUAGAGGGAAAUAAAUUUUGACUAAAGAUUAUGAAGACAGACUCAUUUUUUUUUUUCGGUGGAUUACUUUACAAAGAUUAACUGUUCACCACUUAGUAGUGUGUGCUAACAAUAGAAAUAUGGUCCAUUUUGAUUACACACAGACUUUAAAAGUUGAAAUAGCAGCAAUUUGAGAGCUUAAUGUAUACAAGUGGCCGUGGAAGACCAAAAUUAUAACACCUUGAGCAUGUUGUCUACACAGAAACUGAUAGUAAUUCCAAUUGAGGGUGUCCACAAAAAUCCCCAAAGGGAGGUUUUACCAGAUAACAAGGUAAACAAAGUAAACACACACAGACCUCCUCCCCCACAAAACUACCACUGGGAUUCAACACGUAUGUAAAAUAAUAAUGAGUUUAACAAUAUUUAAAGUGUGAUGCUCUGACAGAGCUCUGAUCUUUUUCACUCUGUGCCUUCAACAACAUCACGCAAGCCUGGAGAUUUGUGCACAAGACAAGGACGUUGUAGAUUGCAGUAUUAGUCAGUGUGCUAUACCAGCAUCUGUGGUCAACAUCUUCAUGUUUUAUUUUUCUGAAUAUGUCUGCUUUUAAUGGUUCUACAUCUAACCUCACUCAGAUUAAGUCCCUGGUAGAUCGAGAUGCACCGGUGAAAACAUUCUUGUGUGUGACGACAUGUGUUAUUUUCCUGUAUGUCAAUGGAGUCAUGAUCUUCACCUUGAGGAAAAAGACUGUUUUUCAGGAGGCAUCGCGCUACAUUCUGUUUGGUCACAUGCUUUGGCUUGACACACUCCAUCUUUUUAUGAGUGUGGUGUUAUUUGUGUGUGCUGUUAGCAGAAUUGUUAUUUUGAAAAAUGUCUGUAUCUUCCUUCUUGCAGCUGCACAAUCCCUCUAUCAGGUUGCCUUACUAAAUCUGGCUUUGAUGUCACUGGAGAGGUAUGUGGCCAUCUGCUUCCCUCUCAGACAUGCAGAAAUCACCAAUUACAGAAGAACUAACAUGGCCAUUGGCGCUGUUUGGAUGAUGGGUUUGAUUCAGUGCUUGUCUGAGAUGAUUAUCUUCUAUGCCAUUGAUACUACAAACACAGUGAUGAAUUUGUUCUGCUCAAGAACUACUCUCUUCAGACUGCAGAUAUAUAAGAAACUUGAAAUAGCUUUCACAUGUAUAUUUUUUGUGUUGGUGUGUUUUGUUAUUAUCUUUACUUAUGCUUCUAUAGCAGCUGUGGCUAAAACAGCCUCCUGUGAUAAGGCAUCAGCCAAAAAAGCCAACAAGACUGUUCUGUUGCAUCUAAUACAGCUGGGUCUCUGUGCUGCAUCCAUUUUAGUUGGAGUUAUCCAAGAAGUCAUUUAUGUUUAUACUGACUAUAUGACAUCAUUACAUGUAAUGUAUUUUUGCUUUGUAGUGUUUAUGAUUUUCCCCAAAUGUCUAAGUCCUCUUAUAUAUGGUCUAAGAGACCAGGCCUUUAGCACUUUAUUCAAAUACUACUUUACAUUUGGUCUCAAAAAGCAAAACAGUUGUAAUACAGAGAUGCAUUUAGAGAGAGAAAAAGUAGAUACUAUAUAACUGAUGGUAAAACCUAUUUAAAUGUUAUCUAAAAGGCUUAAGUUGAUAAUGUCCUUUCAUUAUUAAGAUACAUAAAUAUAUUUAUCUAAAAUUGUAAAAUAUGUGUUUGUGUCUGAUGAUGAGAUAUUGGAGAUGAACCAGACAAAAAUUACUGACUUGUUGAAAAUCAUUCAAGCAUGUUUUUAACAAUCACACUAAACUAAACUUGUCACAAUGUUUUCCAGUGCAGUAACCACAGAUAUGGGAUGUAAAAUGUUUGUUGUCCAUUUAAUUUUAUACAACUGCUUUUAUCACAUUGUCAAUGAAUUCACAGUAGCUGAAAUGAGAUUUUAAGACUCUCUAUGAGAUCAGACAAAUAAAUUUGCAACCGUUAAAGCAUCUUCUAGCAUUAUGUCUGUCAUUUGUUUAUAAAAAAAAACUCAAGAUGUGUUCGUGCAAUCUUUUACAGCUCUUCCUUUUACUUGUACAAAUACUUGAGUUAAUUAUUGCUCAGUUGUCUGUAACAAUACAUGCAGUUUUUGAUUUCAUCUUUUAACUGUUUUGAUGUUUUUUUCUUGUCCACGUGUCUUAAUAGUUUAUCCAUAUACUGUUUGACGGGACUGCUCUGCUGUAUAGGAGGAAAUAGCAUCUGCAAAACCUAUUACUCUAAUUUUAAACUGGCCCUAUGAUUUAUUUUGAUUAAAUGCCUUUGUAGUGAUUUAAGAGGUGGACUGUGAAUUCAUCAAGACCCUGCAUUUACACACACAUGCAUACUGAUAAAUGUAUUAAGGCAUUAACCUCAAUGAAUUUAAUGUGUAUGAGAAAAGAAUUUACGAUAUUCUAUAUAAUGCAUGGCUGUGAUGUAAUUUGUUGUUGUACAAUGUACAGGAACUCAUCUUCUAAAUUUCUAUUGUAUAUCAUUCUUGACUACAAAAUAUAUAGCCCUGAAGGGUAUAGACAGUCUAAGUAACUACACUUAACUCACAUACAUGCAAUGUUUCUACCAUGGAAUUAAAAAAUAAAAUAAAUUGUGACUUUUAUCUCACAAUUCUGAGAUUAUAACUUGCAAGACUUAGAUAUAAACUCAUAAUUGCAAGGGAAAUACUAAGGACAUGAUGUUAUUUGAUUUACAUCAUUCAAAUUUUGUGGUAAAAUUUUAAAUAUAGAAAUGCAGAUCAGAAAAAAAGGUACAAAGGCUGUCAUUGGGGCAGUACCCUUUCAAAAAGUACACCUUUGUACCUUAUUUAGGUACAUAUUUGUACCUUAACAGUACAUAUAAGUACCUAAAAUGUACAUAUUUGUACCUUUUGAAAGGAUAACAUCCCAGUGAUAGCUUUUGUACCUUUUUUCUGAAAGCAUAAGCUCUUGAUUCUUGGCAGAGAAGAAAUAUACAGAAUGAACGGUCACAUUUUGAACAGAAUAAUUUUCAUUAGAUAUCAAAUUCAUUCAUAUUAGAUUCACUUUUAUAAAGAUGUUUUUUAAAAAGCAAUCACAUUCUCAAUCGGGAUGUAGUACAAACUUCUGAGGACAAAGUAAACACACACACAAAACAGGGUUCAAUAUGUACAUUGUGACAUAAUGAUUAUAUAUAAUUAUUAUUAUUAAAGUGUGAGGCUCUGACAGAUCUCUGAUCUUUCUCUCGCUGUGCCUUCAACAACACGCUACCCUGGGGAUUUGUGGUUACAAGGACAUUGUAGAUUGCAGUUUUGUUCUGAGUUAGUGUGCUAGACCAGUGCUCCUGUGGUCAACGUUUUCAUGUCUUACUUUUAUGAAUAUGCCUAAUUUUAUCGAAUCUAAAUCGAACCUGACUCAGAUUGUACCACUGGUGGAUCGAGAUGCACCGGUGAAGGCGGCCUUGUACUCAUUCAGAAUCAAAUGUAAACAUCCAAAUAAAUACUAUACUUGCACGAUUAGACAUACUGCAUGACAAACACUUUGUAAAGAUCCAUUUUGAAAAAACUAUGACUAGAAAAAAAUGCAAACAAAAUCUAUAACUGCAAUAGAAAAGAAAAUAAAUAAAAGAAAUAGAAAUUCAAAAAGUAACCUAAAGUAGUAAACAAGAGACAAGCAAAAGAAAUAAAUUCUAGGAAUAAAUGACUAGACCAAAAAAAAAAAUAAAAAAUAAAAAUAAAAAAAGACUGCAACUUUGCAGAAAACCAGAGAGAAAAAUAGGAACUUAAGCUAGAGAAACAAAAGUAAAACUAGAGAGAACCAAAAAAUAAAGCUUGGAAAAAAAGAAAAUUCAGCAAAAACCUGAAACUAGACUGGAGCAAAAACUAUCAAGGGAAUAAAUUCAAGACUAGGCUUGGCAAAACACAAGGCACACAAAGAACACAACAAACCAGCAACAACAUGAGGGAAAGGAGCACAUUAUAAAGGGAGCAAAGCACAUGAGGAACAGGUGAUCACACUCAAGCAAACAAAGACUAGACAAGGACUAAAUAAGGGCUAGCACCACUCACCUUACAAAAAGUAAGUCUAGCAUGUGUUUACAUGGAAAACAAUGGAAAAGUAGGGCGGUGGAAUGGAAAAGUGUCUUCUUUGUGAAUGGGGCCACAAGAGAUGAACUCUCCACAACACACUGAUUCUGUUGUCAGCAUAAUUUCUUAUGUAAUGUUUGGUGCUUCUUAAUUGUCAAUUGAAUACUCAAAUGGAAGUCAGCAGCCUUAGGCUGGAGACAAUAAAAGGCCGCUCUAAAAUGUGCAGUUUUACAGUUUUGGGGGGGUUCUGAAAACCAGUCAGUAUCUGGUGUGACCACCAUUUGCCUCACACAGUGCAACACAUCUCCUUCGCAUAGAGUUGAUCAGGUU